AAGCAAAGCUUUAUAAAAUGACAGUUCAAGCCACUAUUUGGUCCUCAUAAUUCGCAUAUUGCAUCUCCUGCGUUCGUCACUUCUAACGAAUGCGACAACAAAGUAUGAAGCAGCCACAAGGAGAAUGAAUUUAAUCGGCAUCGAGUUUGGAAACCGAGUAAUAAUUACGUGCUUCGAAUUUCAAAUGAAUUGAGUAACACAUCAAACUCACGUUUCGGGACACUCAUCGCUCGCAUAGAGAACUUAGCCAGCUAUAAAGGGGUCGUCGAAACAAUUCAGUCAUCAGUCGAACGAACGAAAAUACAUAAAACGCAACAGAACAAAUGCUCGAACUUGAUCGUCCAUUAGUUUUUUCGCUGUCACUUCUGUCGUUCGAGUUCGAUUUUUCUCCUCAUCUCGUUGUUACAUACGAUCAAUAAGCAGUGAGAAUAAAAAUGAAGUUGUUUUUUAUCGGAGUCUGCUUUGCUCUGUGCGUGUGUCUGCAAGCGAAGGAGGUUCGUCAAAUAAGCAGACUAAUACCACUGGAGGACUGGAUCGAUUUUAAGAAUCGUACGCGAGAGGUCAAGCCGCUGGACAAAUUGAUUGGUAAAUUGCGUGCAACUUACGAUUUUGUAUUUCACAAGCCGGACGACGUAAGCAACGUGGGAAAAAUAAUAAAAGAAACAAAUGAGAGUUCAAGUGAGCCAGUGCCAAAAAUAAAUUCGAACAUUUCGGUAAUAGCGAGAAGAAAAUCGAUCGAGGUGGAAGUUACCAAUGAAAUGGAUGACGGAAAAGAUUACGAGGGUUCGGACAGUCCAGAUUCGAUGAAAUAUUCGAAGAAAAACGUUUCGACUGGUAGCUCAGACGAGAAGCUAGAAAAGGGCUUUGAAAGAUUGGAGCGUCUCGAAAAUCUUAAUGAUAAAUUUACACUGGAACAUCUGGAGAUCCUCGACGAUGAAAAUCUCUCGGACUCCUUCGACGAAGAGCCUCAAAAUACCGAUAAAAAAGCAUCCCCACCCCACUCGAAGUUCGCUCUCCCAUACGCUAUAGCUCAAGCCUUUUUGCGAUGGAUUAUCUCCCUUUACCUUUCCACGUCCAAUCAUUUCUCGAAUAUCGAUAUGGGCACGAGGGAAAGUGCUUAGUAAAUAAGGCUCAUCGUUACUCUUAAGUCGUUUUUUUACUAUCUUUAUUUUAUUGAAAAAUAUCUGGGUGCGAAAAAUACAGUGUCAUUUGUCUCACUAUCCCUAGGUCAUUAUCAUUUUGGCAAUCUUCAUGCAAUCUCAUGUACAAUCGUUUACCAUUAAUCAUAAGAAAAUGUUCGGUAUUUCAAUGAUCGAUAAUUAUUCUCUUUCGUAUUCGUUUGUUUCAUUCGAAACUACGACUUCGGUGAAUGGGGACCGAAGCGUCGUUACAUCGAGCAUUUCAGCUCCAGGAAGAUUGUUGCAAUGAGCAAAAUGUUUCACCCUGCCGCUUGGUCGAUAAAAUCGUGGAAACGACGACCACUUUACCACAAAAACUUAUUUUUUGCUUGUUUCGUAUUUCUCGUUUGUUGUUGUUGUUUUUUGUUUCUUUUUUUUUUUUUUUACAUUAUUUCGACGUUACUGUAGGAAGAAAUUGUGUGGAAGCGGACUUGCUUAAAAUAAUAAACCGGAGUAGGCCGUAAGAACUUAACAGUCUUUGGUAGUAGCGAAGGAUGGAAUUUUUUAUUCGUCAUUCGUUCAUUUAUUCGGAGGAACCAUCCCCGCAAUCGACUUUCGAUUCUUCGAGCUACCGAUUCUUCAAACUUUCCAUUAAACUAUUUUUUUUCCCUCCUACUUUUACGUCUCAGACCCCCUCGAGUACUGAUUUUUAAUGAUUAUUACUUUUUUGCAAUCAAGAGCCAGCAGAGCUUCCACUCUGAAGGCUCGUUAAAACAAGGAAAAUCCUUCUUAUAGUUUCAAGUUCAAAAGGAUCUCGUAACUAAUUAAAAAAUAUCUCGUGAAAAUUCUUCAGACACCCAGAAACAAUAGUCUCUCAAUUAAUAUCAUUUACAAAGAAAUUUAAAAUAAUCUACGACUUAAAAUGUAGGAUGAAAAAAGGUGUUUAUCGAGGAGAAAAAAUGCUAGCCAAUUCGACCAUCGUAAUAGUAAAUAUAUAGAUUAUUUUUCGGUUUGUAAAUUGAACAUAAAAUUCUCGAACCUCUUUCGCGUCCAUCUUUACGCUUCAAUUUUCAAUAUUUGUCAUUUCUGUGUCCGUUACGAUCACGGUCGAAAAAUUUAUGCCCGGAUGUUCCCUACCGAAGAGUCAAGUAUCAAUUGUUGAUGUGAAAAUUAAAAAAAAUUCUUUUCCGAAUUUUCACUCCGAGGUUUUUGCGAAUAUGAGAAAAAAGAACAUCAAAGUAGUUCCUCGCAGUAUCCUAAUUACCGGAAACACGCAUACUCGCUCGUCAGAGCCACUCGUUCGUUCACACAAAUCGAACACUGGCAAUUAUCACUUCGUCAGGACGUUGAAUCCUGGUGGUAAGCGGAACUAAAAUUCUUUUUAAAAUUCUCACUAUCAAAAUUGCAAAAGAAUAAAUGAUUUUAAUAAUCCGUUUAAAAACGCUUGUAAAAAAUGGAACGAUUCUCGAUCCGUUGCGUAAAUAAGCGCGCGUGAUAUUUUUCACUCUUUUCGCCAAAAAAGAAAAAAUUAACUAUAAAAUUCUUGCAAUCGUAGACUAGAUUCAUUCCGAGUUGAGUUAUUUCUAUAAAUUAUCUUAGUAUGACAUUAUUUUAUACUAGCAAUAUUAUUAGGGUGUUUUUUUCACUCAUGCUGAUGAUGAGAAUGAAAAAAUUUCAAAAAUUCAAUAAUUUUUCUUUUUUAUUUAUCGAUGAUAUGGAAAAGAAAAAAAAAUAAUAAUAAACUGUUCAACUUUGAAUGAGAAUGUUAAAGUUUGCAUCGUUGGAAUGCACCGAAAAUGUUAUUUUUGGCGAGAGCCAUCUACUGUUUAUUCGUUGUUUAAAGCUCUGAAAGACGGUCACACUUUUUUUCGUUAAUUUAACAAAAAAAUUGCCUUAUUUUCCAACGAUGGAAAGUUCAACGUCGUUUUGAAUCGAACAAUCGCCCGGAAACGCUUCCCGUAUCACAUAAAAUAACUCAAUUUAUCCAAAACAAAAUUCGUUUACAAUAGUUUCUUAAUUGCCCAAUAAAACUAAAGUAAAACUACAAUUUAAAUAAUCAAUACGUGAAAAGUGAUUGGAAGAUAUUGGCUUUUAUGAUUUUAUUUUCAACGAUUGUUCGUUCAAAAGUUUCGGUAAGAUUCUUCUUCGUCUUAUCGAGAAGUUUAGAAUAUUUGAGCUGUUUAUAUUAAAAUAAAUGGAACGAGAUCGAAAAUUUGAGAGAUAAAUAAUUCACAAUUGGCGAAGACAACGCGACGAUGAAAUUUAGCUGGCAAGGACGAUUAAUGCUCGUCUGGUAAUGAUCGGUGGCGGCGAUGGUAGUAACCUUAAUCAUGUAGGUCGUCACAGCCAACGUUACAGUCGAUUUGAAAUGACGAACGGAAACGAGACAAAACGAUCGUCGUUACUCCGAAACGUCUCUCUUUGUUAAGGCAAUCUUUACCGAUUAUUAUCACCUUCUCCCUUUCGUUUUAUUUUCACGUUUGUUAGUUUAUUUUUUCUUAACCCCCGAUCAAAAUAUCCCGAAGAAUCAUACUUAUCCACUAUUUAUAGUAUUUGUUCCAAUUCACUAUGCGUUUAUAUUCAUUAAAAACGAUCGCAUUGACGAAGCGUGUCAGUUAUUGAUGUACAGCGAAACUCAUCGCGUCAUCAGGGCUUUCCAAAAAUAUCUGGGCAACGGAGAUUGAGCAGAAAAAAUACACUUUCUCGUGGACAAAAUUCUGAAAACUGUUCUACUUUAGAAAUUGGCGAUGAUUGCAAAUACAUUUCGCACCAGACUCCUUAAUUUUGUGGUUUUGAAAAUUACACCUUUGAAAUGCAGCAUCGUUUUUGUUAUUUUAAACCCGUCAUUUUGUUUUUUUGAAAUAUGUUUAAGAUACUUUUCUAGAUUUC
This is a messenger RNA of Venturia canescens, 4007 nucleotides long. RefSeq lists its product as uncharacterized. The record is from RefSeq and is a predicted model, not a curated record. NCBI's taxonomy places the organism in Eukaryota, Metazoa, Arthropoda, Insecta, Hymenoptera, Ichneumonidae. Bases 435 to 1121 code for a protein of 228 amino acids. The transcript is spliced from 2 exons.